AAAGUGUUACACCAAGGGCCAGCUGGUUUUUUCUCAUCUCAAUUUUUCUUCAUUCUCCUCUCUCAAAAAAAAAAAAAAAAAAAAAUCCUUUCUACAUUCAUUUUCUUCCAAAAAAAUUUAGUGGGGUGUUUCAAGAUAUGAUUUUUAAGUUAAUGAUGUAAAAAAUAGGUUAAAAAAAAGUAGUAUUUAAAACUUAGCCACUAUUUCUGUUUUCAAAUUUAAUCCUUUUUUUAGUUUCUUGAUUUUCUUCUUCUAAUUCUUGAUGGGUUGUUGUGAGGUGGAAGAAGUAUAUAAAAAGGAGAAAAAUGAAACUUUGGUUACUAGAGAAGAAAAGGGGUUACACAAUAUCAAUAGUUUCACUAAAAACUUUGCCAUUUUGGUUGGUUUUAGUAGUGAAAGAAGUUGUUCCCUUCUUGUCUUCUUGUUAUAAGUGAAGUGAAGUGAAAAAAAAAAUAAAAGAACCAAAAAAUACAAAAUUAAUCUCCUUUUGCAGCUCUGUUUCUCAGUUUCUGUGUAAAUAAUAAGCUUAAGAAAAUCAACAAGUGAACAAAUAUUGACCUUUGCGUUACACAGUUUGGAUCAUCAUCAUACAUACAAUUAUGAAAAGACUUGGUAGUUCUGAUUCAUUGGGUGCUUUGAUGUCCAUGUGUCCAAGUACUACAGAUGACCAGAACCAUGUGUACUCAUCAAGGGACUUCCAAUCCAUGUUAGAAGGCUUAGAUGAAGAAGGAUGUGUAGAAGAAUCUGGUCAUGUUUCUGAGAAGAAAAGGAGACUAAGUGUUGAACAAGUGAAAGCUUUGGAGAAGAAUUUUGAAGUUGAGAACAAACUUGAACCUGAAAGGAAAGCCAAAUUGGCUCAAGAACUUGGUUUGCAGCCUAGACAAGUUGCUGUUUGGUUCCAAAACAGACGUGCACGUUGGAAAACAAAGCAGCUUGAGAGAGAUUACAAUGUUCUUAAAGCUAAUUUUGAUUCCCUCAAACAUAACUAUGAAUCUCUCAAACUUGACAAUGAAGCUCUCAUCAAAGAGAUUUGUGAGCUGAAAUCAAAGGUGUAUGGUGGUGAGAAUGGAGAAAGCAGAGGAGCUGUUGUUGUUGUAAAAGAAGAGGCAAUGGAAUCUGAAGAUGAUGACAAACUGAUGAAUGAACAAAACAAGCAUCCAAAUGAUGGCAACAACAGCAACAACAAUCUUCUUGAUGAAGAAGAAGAAGAAGAUCAAGAGGACGAUGAGGCCAUCAAUGCCACCAAUGUUGCAUCAACCAUUUUCGCCGACUUUAACAAAGAUGGUUCCUCAGAUAGUGACAAUUCAAGUUCUAUCUUGAAUGAAGAUAGCAGUCCAAAUGCUGCAAUAUCUUCAUCUGGUGCUUUCUUGAUUUCAAAUGAUGGUAGUGGUGGUGGUUGCGGAGUUGGUUGUUCAUCAUCAAGUUCAUUGCAUUUUUGCUUUAACUUCACUGAAUCAAGUUCAAAAUCAAUUCUUGGAGAUACUCAAGCCAAUUCUUGUUAUACUUACCAACCAACAACAACAACAACACAAUAUAAUGUGAAGAUGGAGGAGCACAAUUUCUUCAAUACCGAAGAAUCUUGCAGUACUUUUUUCUCAGAUGAACAAGCUCCUACACUUCAAUGGUACUGUCCUGAAGAUUGGAACUUUAAAGACUCUUGAUUAUCUAUCUAUCUUGAUCACUUCAAGAAUAAGGGAAAUUGUCUUUGUUGGGAGCCAAAUUUUGUAUAGUGGUUAUUGGUUAAAGAAAAUGGCCUAAUGGUUAAGAGAUGACAAAGAGUUCAAAAGCUGAAGUUGAUGGAGGGUGGGGGUGGUUCAAGUGGGGUGGUUGGGUGAGGAAGAAGGUUUUGGGGGGGGGGGGGGGGACUAAGUAAAAAAUUGGGAGAAGAAGAGUUCAAGAAGAUCCAUGAUGAUGGAGAGAGUUUCCCUGUAAUGAAAAAUAAAAGUGGCUAAAAGUAUAAAUAACCAUGCAUUCUAUAUAUUUGAAUGGUUUUAAUAUCUUUUUGCCAUCCAUGAAAUGUAAAAUUAAAAAUGAUAAUUCAUUAAUAAGCUUUCACAUUUUCACCUA
Capsicum annuum is the source of this 2067-nucleotide messenger RNA. RefSeq names its product homeobox-leucine zipper protein ATHB-6. Lineage: Eukaryota; Viridiplantae; Streptophyta; Magnoliopsida; Solanales; Solanaceae. Gene Ontology annotation, biological process: positive regulation of DNA-templated transcription. The record is from RefSeq and is a predicted model, not a curated record. Bases 600 to 1661 code for a protein of 353 amino acids. Gene Ontology annotation, molecular function: sequence-specific DNA binding; DNA-binding transcription factor activity, RNA polymerase II-specific. The transcript has 3 exons. Gene Ontology annotation, cellular component: nucleus.